This is a messenger RNA of Gossypium raimondii (Peruvian cotton), 1535 nucleotides long. RefSeq lists its product as uncharacterized. Gene Ontology annotation, molecular function: ATP hydrolysis activity; nicotinamide-nucleotide adenylyltransferase activity. NCBI's taxonomy places the organism in Eukaryota, Viridiplantae, Streptophyta, Magnoliopsida, Malvales, Malvaceae. The record is from RefSeq and is a predicted model, not a curated record. Bases 200 to 1357 code for a protein of 385 amino acids. The transcript has 12 exons. Gene Ontology annotation, cellular component: nucleus; cytoplasm.
CCCCAACAGUCAUCUACCAUGCAAAUAGGCUUUUAUUUUUAUUGUUUAGAAUGUGUUUGCGAAGGCCCAAUCCGAAACCAAUCAUCCCUCGUUUGGUUUUAAUUAAUAGGCUUUUCCAGAUGGUACUGAUGCUGUUCGUUGAAUUGAAUCCGCGAAAGUGAGGAUUGGAGAUACGACUGACGGAGACGACAUAAAAAUUAUGACAGACGCUUGCAUAAGAGCCGUUGUGGAAUCUAUCCACUCUUCUCCCACACAGGCCGUCCUCUAUCUCUCCGGCGGCGCCUCUCUCCAGGCCUUGGGGUUGUUGAUGUCAGUUCCUGGAGCUUCAAAUACGGUGCUGGAAGCUGUUUUGCCAUACUCCAGAAUGUCCAUGAUCCAAUUACUCGCUAAGAUUCCUGCCAAGUAUUGUAGUCAACAAACUGCCGAUGAAAUGGCUUUGCUCGCUUACAAUCGCGCGCUGAAGCUUUCUUCUCCAGGUUCUCCAGUUCUUGGUGUGGGGUUUACUGGUUCUUUGGCUACCACCCGUCCGAAACAGGGAGACCAUAGGUUUCACUUGUCAACAAGAACCUCUGAUCGACAUUGGGCAUCCACAGUUACUCUAUCAAAGGGCUUGAGGAGUCGAGAUCAAGAAGAGAAGGUUUCAAGUUACUUCCUACUGAAGGCGAUCGCUAAUGCCUGCAAAGUCUCUUCAACGUUUGAUUCAGAGUUGACUGAAUCUGAUGUUGUUGCAGAUGAAUGUGAAAGGUUCUUUGAUGAAGAUAAGGAGUUAGAGCAACUUAUAAAUGGGCAAAUUUGCUUUAAGGUUUAUCCGUUUUCAAGUGAUAAGUCAAAUGGUGAUAGGAAGAUUAUACUCCCUGGAUCCUUUAAUCCAUUACAUGAUGGUCACCUCAAGCUCUUGGAAGCUGCCACUAGCAUUUGUGGCGAUGGGUAUCCGUGCUUUGAAUUAUCUGCAAUUAAUGCUGACAAACCUCCAUUGUCAAUACCACAAAUCAAAGAGCGUGUUAUGCAGUUCGAAAAAAUUGGAAAGACAGUAAUAAUUUCUAAUCAGCCUUAUUUCUAUAAGAAAGCUGAACUUUUUCCGGGUAGUGCUUUUGUAAUUGGUGCUGACACUGCAGUGAGGCUUAUCAAUCCUAAAUACUAUGAUGGGAGCUAUGAUAGGAUGAUAGAGACACUCUCUGGAUGCAAAAGAACAGGAUGCACCUUCAUUGUGGCUGGUCGGAAAGUUGAUGGUACUUUUAAGGUUCUUGAGGAUUUUGAUGUUCCUGAAGUGUUGAAAGAUAUGUUUGUCCCAAUACCAGCUGAAAGGUUCCGCAUGGAUAUAUCCUCAACUGAAAUAAGGAGAAGCUGUGGACUGUAGCAGCUUUUUAUUUUAUUUUAGGACUCAAUAAGCAUGUCAUGAAUCUAUAAUUUCUUGUUAUUCUUGUAAUAUGUGUUGCCCAUUUCAGUUUAUAUUAAAGCUUUGGUGAAUAUUGGACAUGACAGUAGAUAUUCGUUAUCAAAUGCAUUCAUGACUCUCUCAAUUCAGUUUGUCAAAA